UUCACAUUUCAUAACGACAUGUUAAUCCUAUUGAAUGAAGGUAGGCAAUGUUGACUCGAGUGUUCGCCAAUUGAGUCUGCCGUUACUGACUCCCUCACCAUGUGUUUGGAUAUCACCGAGACCCCACAUCAAUUCGACGCCUUCUACGGUCUCCACUGACACGAAUCCUUCAAACACGAUGGGUCUGAGAAUCUUGAACGUCUACUCAAUAGCUCCUAUUCCCCAAAAUUUGUGUGUUCCAUACGACUCAGUGGAGAAGACUGUGAAUCGUACGAAUAAGAGCGACGAGUUGAGUGAUGGAAUUCGAGCACACAGUGGAGUGGAUGAACCUGAGAGUGUUUCGAAUGGUGUCGGUGAGGUGAAGGGUUGUCGUGUUGGCGAUGUGGGAGUUGGUGAUGGGUGUGUUGGAGGAGGUGGUUCUGGCGUGAGUGAGACUAUUGAUUUGUCGUUGUCGAGUGAUGAUGAGGAGAGUUGUGAGGAGAUGGAUGUGAAUGGAGUUGGUGAUGAUGUAGUGGGGAAUGGUGAUUCAAGUGACCGGGGUUAUAGAUCUGAAGAUGAUGAUGUGGAUGAUGGUGAGAGAAGACGACGUUUGGCUUUGCUGUUUGAGAAGCAGAUGAGAUAUCUGGAUUUGAAGAUUGAAGUUCUGGAAAUGAAGAAACGCUAUUGGUGUGAGAAGAUGAAUUCAAUGUCGCGAUGUUGAAGCUAGGCUGAGGAAGUAUGCUCAAAUGAGAUAUGCAUAAUUUUUGUUCACUUCGAUAUUUGUAAUAAAUUUUGAUAUGUAUUCACCAA
Messenger RNA from Trichobilharzia szidati, 789 nucleotides. The record is from the annotation of a GenBank genome assembly. NCBI's taxonomy places the organism in Eukaryota, Metazoa, Platyhelminthes, Trematoda, Strigeidida, Schistosomatidae.